CGCAUCAUCUCCCAAACCCGGAUGUUUGGCUUCAUGAUAAUUUUCUCAAGCCAUUUAUCACCCAGACGAAUAACGGAGACUUUUACAUAUCUGUGUUCAGAAUAAAUACAAUUCAGUAAAUUAAGCUUAUACCCUAAAUCAGCUGUUUGACUGGACAUUCCUCAUUUGAGCUAACUUGAAGCUAUUGUGAAUGGAGUUCGGGACCAGAGCGCCACAAGACAACCAUGGACAGCAUUCAGACUAGAUAUUUCUAAUUAAAUAAGUGAGCUCAGCUCGGUCCUGCAGGAUGCAGCGGGAGUCGUACCCGUUCGUGGAGGACAGUUUCAGCCGCUUCCCGUCGCAGAGUAACAUUUACGGGCUGUGCCAGGCCGGCGAGCAGGAGCUGUUAGCGGCUACUCUCAAAGGCAAGGUGGUGUGUUUCAGGUACCAGGAGCUGCAGCAGAAGAUCCGACCUGUGGCCAAGGAGGUGCAGUUCACAUACAUACCAGUUGAUGCAGAGAUUGUAUCAAUUGAUGCCUUUAACAAGUCUCCACCCAAAAGCGGCCUUGUGGUGGGCAUCACAUUCGUAAAGGACUCUGGUGACAAAGCCACACCCUUCCUGAAUAUCUACUGUGACUACGAGCCUGGCUCAGAGUUCAACCUUGAGUCCAUUGCACAGAGUUGUCUGAAUUUGGAGUUGCAGUUCACGCCCUUUCAGCUCUACCACACAGAGGUGCAGUGUGACGAUGGAGGCAGGGAGACAGUGUUUCUGCUCAGCGGUCAUGACCAGAGGAUCCACCUGUACAAGGAGGUCAGAGACUGGACGAGGAGAUCAGUGACUGGACGAACUAACGCCUCCCUUCACCAGUUCGAAGAGCAGCCAGUGGAGAGACUCUUCCCUGAGCUACAGCAGCUGCCCAGCAAUGUGCUGUGGUUGGACGUGUUGAGUAUAUCAGGAGGCCGGCGGCUCUCAGCGUUCGGCUGUCAGAACGGCUGCGUUGGACUGGCUCUGGUCGACCAGACAGGAGCAGAGGUCUUGCAGAGCUGGCGGUUCCAGUUUGACAGUCCAGUCUCUACAGUGCUGCUGUUCCCUCUGAGCUGCCAGACGGAUCCCGACCAACCCCGCGGAGAGAAAAGUGGGGAAACGAUAGGCUACAACCUUCUGGUAACCAGCACUAUAGAGAUGGCAGUUGUCUACAGAGAUGUCCAGGAGCAAGGCCUGUCUCACCCAGUGUGUCUCUUGGAGAGUGAUCAGUGGGACGCAGUGCUGUGUGCUCUGGUCAUUGACCUGGAUUUUGACGGGCAGAAGGAGGUGCUGUUGGGAACAUAUGGGCAGGAACUUCUUUGUUAUAAGUUCCAGCCAUCAGAGAGCGGGCGAGACGGACAGUUUCAGCUGCAGUGGAGGCGGAGCUUCAAGAGUCCUUUGCUGUCCAUCAUCUACCUAGACUUGACUGGGGACGGGUUGAGAGAGCUGGCUGUCCUCACACUAAAGGGACUGCAUAUCUUACAGCAUACCCUCACCAGCACUGCUGAAUUGGUCCUUGAGCGGCUCGCCCAGAGAGUGUCAGCACUGACGGUCGGUUCUGAGCUGGAGUCAGCCAAAAGUCAAGACACUAAGGAGCAGGAUGCUCCAACUAAGAAAGAGGAGCCCACAGCUCAGACACCAUCGAAUUAAGGAAAAAAAAAAGUGCCUUUUGUUUACAUGUGGAAGUAAAAUGAAGUGUUACUUACAGGUGUAAUGUGGAUGACUUUUUCAGGGGUGUGUACUCCUGAACACACCACUGUAAAGAAGUGUUAGGUUACGUUGUGAUGACAGACAUUACAUUUGACACCAAAAACAAUAACCAUCUGCAUUGUGAUUGAAUACAGAAUGGUGGUGAUGGUAAAAAACACUGAUUAAAGAACUCACAUUAAAGGGACAGUUCACAGCAAAAAUAAAAGAAUAUACAGAUUUUUCCUCUCACCUGUAAUGCUAUUUUUCUAUCUAGAUUGUUUUAGUGUGACCUGCAGAUUUUUAGAGAUAUCAGCCGCAGAGAUGUCUGCCUUCUCUCCAAUAUUAUAAAACUAGAUGGUGGCACUACCACGAUGUAUCACAGCACAGAAGCAGGUGUGAAUCGACUCAUGAAUGGGAAGCUAGCUAACUAAGAUAACUUAGAAUCAACAGGGAUAAAUGGCUCUACAGGUAAGAUGGAAAAUAUGUAUUUGAGGUGAUGUACUGUAGAUAUUGUACAGUAAUAAAUGACACAUUUGAGUCCACA
Molecule: messenger RNA, 2237 nt
Organism: Acanthopagrus latus (yellowfin seabream)
Lineage: Eukaryota; Metazoa; Chordata; Actinopteri; Spariformes; Sparidae
Gene: kptn
Product: kaptin (actin binding protein)
Exons: 12
Coding region: 287-1654 (455 amino acids)
Biological process (GO): cellular response to amino acid starvation; negative regulation of TORC1 signaling; actin filament organization
Cellular component (GO): KICSTOR complex; lamellipodium; actin cytoskeleton
Molecular function (GO): actin filament binding
Source: RefSeq, a predicted model, not a curated record